Molecule: messenger RNA, 991 nt
Organism: Mercurialis annua (annual mercury)
Lineage: Eukaryota; Viridiplantae; Streptophyta; Magnoliopsida; Malpighiales; Euphorbiaceae
Product: calcium-dependent protein kinase 27-like
Exons: 1
Coding region: 19-981 (320 amino acids)
Biological process (GO): intracellular signal transduction; protein autophosphorylation; peptidyl-serine phosphorylation
Cellular component (GO): nucleus; cytoplasm
Molecular function (GO): calcium/calmodulin-dependent protein kinase activity; calcium-dependent protein serine/threonine kinase activity; calmodulin binding
Source: RefSeq, a predicted model, not a curated record
UUAAAGAUUAGCGGAAAGAUGGGUAAUGCUUGUACAAAUUCAAGAAAACCUUUCCCUGAUCAAUCGAUAUUUAAUUCAAUUCCCCCCUUCAAAUAUGAUCGAAUUCCUGAAACUGAUAAUUACGAUCCGAAACCCGGCAUCCAUAACUCAAUUUUGCAACAGAGAAACACUGAAAAUUUUAAGAAAAAAUUUAAUUUAGGUCAAGAACUUGGAAUAGGAUCUUCUAGUUCAGCAUUCGUAUGUGUUGAUAAAUCAACAGGGGAAGAAUUUGCAUGCAAAUUGAUUAAGAAGACAAAUUUGAUUACUAAAAGUCAAGUUAUUAAUCUGAAAAGAGAAAUUCAGCUAAUGUACCAUUUGUCAGAAAAUCCAAACGUCGCGUCAAUCAGAGAUGUUUACGAAGAUUCAGAAUCAGUAUACAUCGUUAUGGAAUUAUGCAGAGGUGGCGAAUUAUUCAAGAGGCUGAAAAAUCGCGGAAAAUGUCCGGAAUCUGAAGCCGUUAGUCUUAUCAGGAGUAUUAUUACAAUAGUUCAGAGUUUACAUACUUCCAAGGUUAUGCAUAGGGACCUGAAACUAGAUAAUUUUAUAUUUCUGAAAGAAGAAAAAGAUUCGCCUCUGAAAGUAGUCGAUUUCGGAUUCUCGACGUUUUUUGAAGCGGGCGACACGUUUCAUUCGGUUGUAGGAACUGUGUUUUAUGUUGCACCAGAAGUUCUGAAGAAGGAUUAUGGUUCUGAAGCUGAGAUGUGGAGUAUUGGUGUGAUUCUUUAUAUGUUGUUGAGUGGAGUCCCUCCUUUUGUGGCAGAAUCGGAAAAGAUGACAUUGGAAUUGGUUAAAAAUGGAAAUCUUGAUUUGGAUAAAAAUGCUUGGCCUGUAAUUUCAGAUUCUGCUAAAGAUUUGAUCAGAAAAAUGCUUGAUCGAGAUCCUUCUACUAGGAUUACUGCAACUGAAGCUUUGUGUCACCCUUGGCUUAGGAUCAAGAACUAAUAGUGGUAGA